Messenger RNA from Capsella rubella, 4783 nucleotides. RefSeq names its product serine/threonine-protein phosphatase 7 long form homolog. NCBI's taxonomy places the organism in Eukaryota, Viridiplantae, Streptophyta, Magnoliopsida, Brassicales, Brassicaceae. Gene Ontology annotation, cellular component: cytosol; nucleus. Gene Ontology annotation, molecular function: protein serine/threonine phosphatase activity. The transcript has 12 exons. The record is from RefSeq and is a predicted model, not a curated record. The coding region runs from base 195 to 4400 and encodes 1401 amino acids.
GCUUUUUUGGUUAAGGGAAGGAAGAAAGGCGAAAACUUCUGUCGGAUCUGGAAGCUCUCUCUGUCUGUCUCUCUGUCUCUCCCGCUUAACGCUUCUUCUCUCUUAGCUUAUUACAUUCUUCUUCCUCUGGUUUUGUUUCUUUUCAAACGUCUCUUUUUUUUUUGGUUUCUGUUGAUCACGGACGCUUUUCUUAGAUGGAGGUACAAAGUCUACUAAACUUUGAUUUGGAUCCUGGUCCAGUUGAUCAAUCGAUAUUGGUAUGGCAACAUGAGCAUAGAUCAGCUGCUAUAUGGGAAGAUGAGGUUCCUCCUCGUGAACUGACAUGUCGGCACAAAUUAUUGGGGAUGCGAGAUUGGCCUUUGGAUCCUCUUGUGUGUAAGAAGUUGAUCGAGUUUGGGCUGUAUGGAGUGUACAAGGUUGCGUUUAUACAACUUGACUAUGCUUUGAUAACAGCAUUGGUGGAGAGAUGGAGACCAGAAACGCAUACUUUUCAUCUUCCUGCUGGAGAGAUCACUGUGACUUUACAAGAUGUGAAUAUAUUGUUGGGUCUUCGUGUGGAUGGACCUGCAGUAACUGGUACUACAAAAUACGUCUGGGCUGAUUUAUGUGAGGACCUGCUAGGUCAGAGGCCAGGUCCCAAGGAUCUACAUGGUUCUCAUGUGUCUCUAGCAUGGCUGCGUGAAAAUUUCCGGAAUUUACCUAGUGAACCUGAUGAAGCUACGUUGAAGUGUCACACUAGGGCUUUUGUAUUAGCUCUGAUGAGUGGUUUCCUAUACGGAGAUAAGUCUAAACAUGAUGUGGCUUUGACGUUUCUCCCUCUGUUAAGGGACUUUGAUGAAGUGGCUAAACUAAGCUGGGGUAGUGCUACCUUAGCUCUUCUCUACAGAGAGUUGUGUCGGGCAAGUAAGAGGACUGUAUCUACCAUUUGUGGACCUCUUGUUCUGUUGCAGUUAUGGGCAUGGGAACGACUACAUGUUGGUCGUCCAGGAAGACUUAAAGCUGUUGGUGUUUCUUAUAUGGAUGGCAUUAAUGGUCCUUUACCAGAUCCAUUAGGCUGUAGGUGGAGGGCUUCUCUGAGUCAUAAAGAGAAUCCUCGUGGAGGACUGGACUUUUACAGGGACCAGUUUGACCAGCAGAAAGAUGAGCAGGUUAUAUGGCAGCCUUACACUCCAGAUCUUCUUGGAAAGAUUCCUGUUAUAUGUCUCAGUGGUCAGAACAUAUGGCGAACUGUUGCACCAUUGAUUUGUUUUGAUGUUGUUGAGUGGCAUCGUCCUGAUCGAGUACUUAGACAGUUUGGUCUUCACCAAACAAUACCAGCACCUUGUGAUAAUGAAAAAGCUCUUCAUUCUAUUGACAAAAGAGGCAAAUCAAUAUAUGAUUGGUCAGCACGUCAUAGUCGACAUAUUGAAUUGUGGGAGGCACGUAGGUCAUCUGUUGUUUUCGCUGAGCCAGAGUGUAUCCCGAUGGACUAUAAUGAUCCUUAUAUGGAGUGGUACCGCAGAAUUACUAGAAGAAUUAUUAGUCCUAUGAACGAGAGGCGCCCUGGGCAAUUUCUACCCACUGGUUUUGCUUUCCAAGUGCUUGUUCAGAGGGUUGCAGCCAUUCAUGCUCGCUCUAAGGCUUCACUUGAAGAGGAACUUACUGUUGAUACUGCGAGGCAAACAUUACAAGAUAUUGUUGAUAUGUGUGCAGGCGCCCUUCAACUUAAUGCGCCUUUAGGCUCAUUAUCUAAUGGUUCUGUUGCUCAAGCUCCAACUCCAGGACCAUUUUUGAUGUUACCUCAAUCUAUACCUACAAUAAUACCUCAAAAGCCGAUGUCUGGAGAAAUGGUAUGCGUACCUUUGAAUGAAAUGGGAAUAGAUGAUGGUCUCUCAGCGGAACCUUUGGAAAUGAUGCCACAUGUUCAGGAUAUAGGAUGUGAGCAGUCUUUACGAUCAGUUUCCCAGAAACCUCUUUUCUGGCCGUCAGGAGGGAAGCUUACUUUCAGUUGGAUUUGUGAUGUAAUGUUGGGGUUUGAUUGGUCGUCGAGGAAUCUUUCACCUUGUGAAUUUUCAAGUGUUCUGCCUUUUAAUGUCUUGGAUGAGCUGGUUCUCUUUGCUUCCAAAAUCCUGAAAAAAGAGCCAAACUGCGUUAGGAUAGAGAGUGACAAAGCAAAGGUCGUUGUGGUUGGAGAUCUACAUGGGCAACUACAUGAUUUGCUGUUCCUUAUGGAGGAUGCAGGAUUCCCGAAUGGUGAUGCAGGACUCCCAAAUGGUGAUCAGUUCUAUGUGUUCAAUGGGAAUUAUGUAAACAAAGGAGCGUGGGGUUUAGAGACCUUCUUGCUUCUAUUAUCAUGGAAGGUUUUACUACCGGAAAGAGUAUAUCUUCUACGUGGCAGUCAUGAGAGCGAAAGUUGUACAUCACUGUAUGGAUUUAAAAAUGAAGUUUUAACUAAGUAUGGUGAUAAAGGAGCAGCUGUCUACAAGAAGUGCUUGGAAUGCUUUCAGUUACUUCCUUUGGCUUCUGUGAUUGCUGGGAAGGUAUUUACAACACAUGGAGGUCUUUUUCGUGAUGUAUCAAGGUUUCUCUCAGACAAGCAAAGCAGAAAACGAAAGCGAACUCAGAAAAAGCAAACAGAUAAUAGUGUCCUUGAGACUGAAGAUAGAUCCGAGUUCUUGCCUCUUGGUUCAUUAAAGGAUUUAUCCAAAGUGAAAAGGCGUGUUAUAGAUCCUCCUACUGAAGGUUCAAAUUUGAUUCCUGGUGACAUUCUUUGGUCAGAUCCAUCGCAAGAAACUGGCCUCUUUCUUAACAAAGAGAGAGGUAUUGGUUUGUUGUGGGGUCCUGAUUGCACCGCAAAGUUCCUACAAGAUAAUGAUCUAAAGUUGAUCAUCAGAGGGAAGGGAGCCCCCGAUGAAAGGGCAAAACGAGAUGAUCUUGCACCAAUGAAUGAAGGGUAUGCAAAAGACCAUGAAGGGCUCAUUACUUUGUGCAGUGCUCCUGAUCAUCCUCAGUUUCAGGACACAGAGGAGAGACACAACAACAAAGCAGCCUACAUAAUUUUACAAAUCCCCGAAUGUGAGGAGCUUAAAUUUCAACCGCUUGAAGCAGUAUCACCGAGACCAAAGGUUGAGGCGUACUACGACUAUAGAAGAUUGAUCCAUUCACCCAGUACUUUAGUACACAAUAUUACUAAUUCUUUUAAUUCACCAUCCUCAGCGGCUGAUGACAAAGAGAGUUUAAUAUCUUCUGAAAAUGUGGAAUAUAAGUCCAUGGAUCUCUCUGAACAGAUGGAAGUGGAUGAAAAAGAUGAUGUCGAUUCCAAAAACUCAGAAUCUAGAAUUGAUGAAGUUACAGUUUUUGGAACUCUAUCCGCUAGUGAUAAAGAUAUGGUUGAUUCUUCGGAGAAGACUGAAAAUGGUUCCAAAGAAGCUUACCAUUCCGAAUCUCCAGAGAUUAUUAAAGAUUUAUCUGAUACAGUUGGAAAACCGGAAUCAUGCAGCAGGACAGGAGGUACAUCUGUAGCUAGGGGAACUGAUGAAAAGCUAGAAUCUAGUACUCCUAAAGUUACAGAUCUGGCACCGCAGGCAGCUUGUGAUCUGUAUAGGCCUGAUUCUGGAAAAUCCGUAGAAUCUCGAACAGAAAAAACCGUGGACAUUGUACCAAUGGUAACUGAUGAAAUUGCUGGUGAGUACGAAUCCACCAGAAUUGGAGAAGAAGAUAACGUAGAAUCCUCUGACAUUAUGAAGAUUUCAGAAGAGAAAGCAGAAGGAAGAAAAAGCGACUCACUUGAGGCGUCAAAUAAUGUAAUAAGUAAAGACGAGGCUCGCGAUGCCCAACCAAGAGUAGAUAACUGUAGCACCACUGGUGAUGCUAGAGUGGAAUUAGAAAUUACGUAUGAUGAGAAACUGGACAGUGUAGAAACUGAGAUUAUAAGGAACGGUACAGCUGAAUGCUCGACAGAUGGAAACAGAGACAUGGCCACUGAUGGUGCUGAGAAGUUGGAACAUUCAACCGACAAACUCGAUAAUGCAGAGCCGCCCAGUGAAGAUGUGGAUAGUUCUACUAUGAAGUUGAGACAUACGACUACAUGUGCUGCUGAUUCUGAUCCGAGAAUUGUAAAUGGUGGAGUAAACGCUGACAGUACCAGUUUAUCCGAUUGUCUAACAAGCAAGCCAGUGAUAUGUCAUGACAAGUUUACAAAUACUACGAAAUCUUCUCAGAAUAAGGAUUAUGGAGAGUCUGCAGACAAACCAGAGAGAGUAGUCAAACUGGUUACCUAUUCUAAGCGUAAGUCAUCUGAGAAAAGACACAUGGUUGAUUCUAAUGAAGAUCCCCAACAGAAGGUUAAUAGUGCUGUUGACAUUAAGAAUAAGGUUUCUCUUGACAAGUCACACUCGGUUCCAAAAGAUAUGGACUCGUGAAAUCUCGUUCCACCGGUCUCCUUUCCAACUGAGAUGAUGAGCAGCAAAAUCGCUUUGGAUGUGUCCUCAAAGCCAAUGUACAGUGGUCCUAAUAGCCUAGCUGGUCAAAUCCAUCUUAACCGGAUCCGGUUUGCUAAUUAAAGCUUAGAUGUUAAAGAGUUUAAUUAGUCUAUUCUCUAUAGUGUGUAAACCUUUUUCUUGAAUUUACCUUUCUUAAUCAAAGUUUCCGUAGUUUGUUUACUGGAUUUUUUUUUGUUUUGUAAUUUGUAGUGUUUAAUAAUGAAAUUGUCUCUCAUGUUCCAUCUAGGUGUGAUCAUGGAUGGUUAUGGUUAUGACGGUUAAGGUUUAUUAAUCAUUGGUUAUUGUAUAAUUAUUUUUAACUA